Messenger RNA from Mytilus californianus (California mussel), 8865 nucleotides. RefSeq lists its product as uncharacterized. The transcript is spliced from 13 exons. Bases 263 to 3316 code for a protein of 1017 amino acids. Lineage: Eukaryota; Metazoa; Mollusca; Bivalvia; Mytilida; Mytilidae. Gene Ontology annotation, biological process: protein phosphorylation. The record is from RefSeq and is a predicted model, not a curated record. Gene Ontology annotation, molecular function: protein kinase activity; ATP binding.
GUGAAAGUUGGAAAUAACCUGCAUGUGAUAACAGUAAACAGAAUUUUGCAGAAUUUUCUAAGACAUUACAAAAAUUCCAUACAACAGAGUAAACCAAUGCUUAUUUGGUGCAAACAGACAGAGGAAUAACAGAAACUUGUACAUAAUGAACUAAACCAGACAUUUGGGCAUGAUUGUCAUCUAAGAAGAUUUAAUUGUUACAAGAAAUGCAACAAUGAUAUUUUAUCAAAAGCCACAGUUGUAGAGAGAAAACAAAUUCAGAAUGCAAGAGAAUCGAGAAGGUUCUGCAUUCCAAUGCAGUUAUACAGAAGAGGAAGUGGAAAGCCUUGGUAUCAUUGAAUUAAGUGAGAUAUUAGAGAACAACACUAUAAACUAUGAUAACUUGGAAACAGAGAAAGAGAUGAGAGAAUUGGUGUGUACAUUGAUGAAGAAAGGAAAGCAACCAACUGAGAAAUUAGAUAGCACAACAAUGACAUUCUCAACUGAUGCCUCACAACAAGGAGCAAAAAUAAUUGAGAAAAUUUUAGAAAAAGACAUGGAGAGGAAAAGGAAACUGUAUGACCUUUAUUGUAACCUUGAAAAGUUUAUGACUGAUGACCAGGUUGACAGUAAAUUAAAACAAGAAAUGAAAAUAGAAUUUGGUGAUGUUUUAGAAGAAAUCAAGACCUAUAAAGAAGAGUUAAUGGAGGAGCAGUGUCCAAUUGUUGUGGCAGGUGAGACAACUGCUGGAAAAAGUAGCUUACUGAACCUGUUACUUGGAAGUGAUGUGUUACCCCAUUCCUUGCUGACCUGUACUACCACAAUCUGUAGACUAUGGAAUAAGGAAGAAAAGGCUGUCUUUGUAACUGAUAAAGAUGAUGAACUAACAAGACUUCAUUUACCUAAAGACAUGGAAGCUGCAUUGAUGAAAGAAAAAUUGCAAAAAUAUGUCAGUGAUGCAAACCAGAAUAAAUAUAAAUUUGUAGACAUACAUUGGCCAAUACCUAUUCUGAAGAGCCAUGCCAUUAUAGUAGAUACUCCAGGAAUAGGAUCAAGUGAAGAGCUUACCGUGCGAUUACUGGACUAUCUACCAAAAGCUAUAGCCUUUAUUUAUGUGAUAAACAGUAGUAACGCAGGAGGUGUUCAGAGUGAUAGGCUUUUGAAGAUAUUUGAGGUACAAAAGAAGGAUAGUAAGAUGUAUGAGUUUGAUCCAACUAGAGCUAUAUUUGUUUGUAAUAAAUGGGAUCAAGUUCCUCCCGAGGAGGAUGAUAAAGUUUGGAAAAAUACAAAAUCAAAACUGAAAGAUAAUUGGCCGCACUUCAAAGAAGCUCAGAUGUUUAAACUCAGUUCUAAAGAGGAGACAAGAAGAGCAGCUACUCCAGGAUUAGAGUAUACUACCAAUUUCCAGAAACUUCUUAUUGGAAUAGGAGAAAUGAUUCCUGCCAGUCUAGAGGCCAAAGUUGCUAGACAUUCAAGAUGGCAGAAACAGUUUUUAGAAAAGGCAUUAAAAAGAAUUGUAGGAAGAAUUAAAUUAUCUAGGAAAACUGAAGAUGAAAAGAAAAAACUGAAAGUGAACAUUGAGGAACGAAUAAAAAAAUUGAGUUACAAUAUCAAAGAGGUGAAGGAAAGAGUAAAAGAAGAGGCUGAAUUUCGCUGUGACCAGAUUUCCACCAAGUUAUAUCAGCAUCUAAAGUGUAAGGAAACUUAUAAAAAUAUGUUCUUAUGGUCGACAGCAGAAUUACCAAAAGGUGCAGAUUUUGAAGUAAUUGAAUACCAAGCAAAGAAGCUGAUAAUAGAAAGAAUAAAUACCGAGACCAGAGCCUGGUGUAUUAGAGAGAAUGUCAAUGACAUCACUCAAGAAUUGUCUAAUUUAUUUAAAGCAGAGUGUAAACUAAUUGAUGCACAAUGUGAAGAGAUUAACAGGACCUUACUUGACAUAAGUAUGCCUCUGGAUGAAGGACUUCAUGAUUACAGCAAUACACCUAAUCAUAGUAAUGAUCCACUGUUUACCAAGCAUGAGAAAAUUGUUCUUGCAGUUACCUCCCCUCUUUGGCUUCCUCUUGUCGUUGGAGCAGGCUUGAUAGCACUUCCUUUUGGUGUAGCUGCUGGGGUCAAGGAUUUAGUUCAGCAGUCAAAGAAAAUAAAUGAUUAUAACUGUAAUAAAUUAAAAUAUAUGAUGGACUGGUGCUCAGAAGUUUUAGAGCAGUACAAUAAGGAGGCUAUUUUUAAAUUAAUGGAAGAGACUUAUCUUAAAGAUUUUAAAAUGAAAGUAGAUUUUGUCUGUGAGAAUGUUAUACCACAACAGAUAAAAGCAGAUGAACAGUUUAUUUGUCAUAUCAAAAAUGAACUCCGAACAUCAUGUGAAAUCCGAAAACAAUUCCAACCAUUAGAGUUUUCCUGCAAGAGCAUUCUUGGGAAAUUACUUCUGAUUAACAUGGAUUAUUUCUCAGGUUAUAAAUUACCAAAGAAAAAUAUAAGAGAUACCAGAGAAGAAAUUGGUAAAGGACAAUUUUCAGAUGUACAUGCAACUGAAGUUCUUAUCAAGGAUCAGUGGGUUAAAGCUGCUGUGAAGACACUGAGAAAACCUUUGGAGAGGACAGAUUCCUAUGUACAAUUAAGUGAAGUGCAAAAUCUAAGAAAACUUAAUCAUCCAAACAUAGUUGAAUUAUUUGGUGUGUCAUACAGACUUGGGAGUCAAAGUAAAAAGUUUCUUCAGAUUUAUAUGGAAUACUGUGAUGGCAGCUUAGAAAACAUUGUAUACAGGAAAAGAGAUCCACCACCAUGCUUCAAGUUCAAGGACGUGUCAUUGUGUAAAGCAUCAUGGGAGUUUUAUCUAAAGAUGAUGUGUGGUGUAUGUAACGGAUUAAUUCAUGUCCAUUACAUGGGAUUUGUCCAUAGAGAUCUCAAGCUAGCUAAUAUUUUGGUGAAAGAUGGUGAAGCAAAGAUUGCAGAUAUUGGUUUAGCUAAAGAGGCAGAGGACAUCUUGGGAACAGUCACUGGGACACCAACUACAAUGGCACCUGAGGUCCUUCAGGGAAAAAUGUAUGGGAUAGAAGCUGACAUAUUUAGUUUAGGGAUAAUUUUAUGGGAAAUGUGGUAUGCACGUCCAGGUUAUACGCACCCAGUUGGUGUAGAGUCAGAUGGAUAUCAGUUUAUAGCUAAAAAUUUAAAUGAAUUGAGUAAAUAUGUAAUCAAUGGUACUAGACCAGAGUUGGAGACUAAAUAUAGACCUCAUAACAAAUUGCAAUUUCUGAUGAAGAAAUGUUGGGAUCUCAGUAUUGUUAAUCGUCCAUUAGCGACAGAAGUACUUAGUAAACUUUCAGAGAUGAAAUCUUGAUUUAGUUCUAUGUGUAAUAUUUGGUUUUGUCUUGCCUGCAAAGAAUGUCCUUGAACUUAUAGACAUAGGGAUCCUAUUCCACCAGCAGCCACAGCAUAAACUAUUUGUAUAAACCUUUAAAUUUCGAAAGGUAGAAUAGCUUGAUAAUUUAUAUCUUGUAAACAUAUACCUCAUGGUCUGAAGUUGGUAUAGAGUAAUUGUUAGGUAAACAUGUCUAUCUGACAGGCAUCACAUUCAUCUGACUUUGACCUGUUUAGAUGGGACAGUACAAAGUCAUUGAAAUAUUUCAUAGUUUUUUUUUGGCCCCGUCUGUAUUUUGUCACAGAAUGCAAGACAUAGGAAUUACAAUUCAGCCACAGCAGCGAUUGCAUAAACUAUUUGUAUAAAGCUUUACAUUUCAGAAGGUAGAAGACCUGGAUACUUCAUACCUAACAGUCUGCACAGUUAGCCACUAGAUGCCCCAGACUAGUAAAAUUUUAUUCGGGCUAGUAAGUAUUUGCAAAAGUUUGUUUAGACACAUAAGAAAAAUGUCGGAAUAUUGGUCUUCAGACUAGUAAUUGGAAAAGAUUUUGGUGCAGACUGACCUUGUAUGCAGAUGCCUUAUGUUACAAAGUUUCCGUCUGUCAUAUGUCUAUUGUCCUUGACCUCAUUUUCAUGGUUCAGCAACUACUUGAAAAAAAUUUAUUGUUUUUUUAGUCCUGUAAAAUACUCACUUAUAAUGAGUAAUAGAAUAACUUUAUUUUGUAUUCAGGAUCUUUGCAAGGUCUAUAUGUCUGUCAUACAGGGUUUAUCUGACCUAGAACUAAUUUCAUGGAUCAGUGGUCUAGGUUAAGUUUUCAUGGUUGAAGUUUGUAUCUCAGAUAUUAUAAGCAAUAGGUCAGCUAUAUUUGAAGUGUGAAAUGAUUGUUAGGUCAGACUGUCAGGUUUUAUUUGACCUUGAUCUCAUUUUUAUGGUUCAUUGGUCAAUGAUAAGCUUUUGGUGUUUGGUCUGUUUCACAGAUACUAAAAGCAAUAGAUCAGCUGUAUUUGGUUAAAGGAAUGAUUGUAAGGUGUACAUGUCUGUCUGGCCGGUUUCAUCUGACCUUGACCUUUUAAUGUUUCAUUGGACAACAUUAAGUGUUUCCAGUUUGGUCUAUUCAAGGAGGUUAUAUGAGAAGGAGAGUGAACACUCUGCUUGAGAUAAAAUUAGCAUCCUCAGGAUAGCAAUUCGAUCAGAGGAAAAUGAUAAAAAUAUAAAGAAACCGACAUGUUUAUCACCCACUUGAUAUGGUCCUCUGAUGUACCAGGCUGUUACCGCAAACAGUCCGUGUGAUUAGGAGGAUCGCUAAUGUCACGUGAUUGUAAUCGGUGAGUGGGUCAUCAAAAUACAGGUGUACUUAUUGUUACUAAUAAGUUUUAAUGUGUUUUAUUGUGCAAUAUCAGUUGACGCGAAAUUCGAAAGUAUAUCGUCUAACUACGGUGAAAAUCGGCUAAGAAAUGACAAAGUUAUGAGGGUGUAAAGAAAGAAAUUUAAGAAUGCAAUUUCUAUUGAACCCCACCUUGCUUCAAACAAAGAUUUUCGCUUCACCUGUAUGAUGCUGCCCAUGAUAACUAGUAGGUAAUAUCAUAGAAAAUAGAGGAAUAUGUGAGGCGCUUUCCUUAUGGUGACCGGCUGCGACUGGAGCGAAUAUUUGUAAUUGAAACGAAGAGAAAUUUAUCGAGAGCCAGCGAAAAGUUUGUUUCUCAUUGCAUUGGGCUGUAGAUAGAACGGUAAAAGCAACUCAGGUCUACUGAGUCGUUCGUCCUGCAGAGGCAGAAUCUUUCUGGGUCAAAUUCUUUUUCGAGCUCCAACACUUAGGCAUCGCUUAUACAUUUUGUGUAAAUACAUCGUCGACCAUGAUCAAAUGAUGACUGAAAUACGUCAACAGAAAACAUCUGGUGUGUAUUUUUUGAUAGUCUAGGAUCCUUGCCAAACCUUCAUAUCUUGUUAGUAUACAUGAUCUCAGCCUUAUUUUGUAAAAUCACGGUCAGUUUAUAACACUCCGGGUGUUUCCGUUCUUACUCGGAUGUGUAAUUAGGACAAAGUCUCCCUCUGCUACCGAAUCGAUCUUAACUAAUUAGCAUCCACUUAUAAAAAAGGCGGUAACAUUUCAUGUGUAAUUAGCGUCUUUCGUCCUCUCUCCUUCUCAUAUAACCUCCUUGGUCUAUUUAUGAGAUACUAUAAGCAAUAUGGCCAUUAUAUUUGGUGAAUGGAAUAAUUGUAAGGUAAACAUGGCAGAUCUGGCAUAUUUAAUCUGACCUUUAUCUCAUUUUCAUGAUUCAUUGGUCAAAGUUGAGUGUUCAUAGUUUAUGUUAAUCAGACACUAUAAGCAAUAGGUCAACUAUAAUUGGUGUAUGGAAUAAUUGUAAGGUGAACAUGUCUGUGUGGUAGAGUUCUUUCGACAUUGACAUCAUUUUCAUGGUUCAUUAGUCAAUGUUAAGUUUUCAUGGUUAUUUCUGUUUCCUAGAUAUUAUAAGCAAUAGGUCAACUGUAUUCAGUGUAUUGAAUGAUUGCACAGUGUUCAUUUUGUCUAGCAGAGUUCAUCUGACUGUAACCUCAUUUUUAUGGUUCAAUGUUCAAUUUUCGUAAUUAGGUCUGUUUCUCAGAUACUAUAAGUACCGGUUAUAGUCUCACUAUAUUCGAUGUUUGGUAUGAAAUUCAAUCAUGAUUAGUAAGGCAGGCAAGAUAUUUCAGUGUGUGCACUCUUGUUUAUUAGAUAUGCCAACCAAAAUUUUUUUUAUUUUUAGGUACUGAUCUUCAAUCUAAGAUGAUUCUUAAAACAAAAGUGUAAACUGAUUUUUCUUAAGGGGAAGUUACUUUUUAUAUAUUAUAUUUUGAAAUAAAUUUUAGAAGGAAGUUACAUUUUAUAUUAUAUUUUGUUAAUUAAAUUGUAAACCAUGCACACACACACAUUUCAAGACCAUGUUUUUUGUUGAUUGUUUAUGAUUAUGUUGAACUUGACUACCCAGUAUGAUGCCUUCAUUAUUCUGGUCAACCAUUUUCAAACCAUCAGAACUUUUAAGAAAAAAGCAGUUUUCAAUCACAUUUUGAUUAAAAUAACAUAGUUCACAGACCUUACUCAAAACAAACAAACUGUGGCAUGAUACAUCUUUCUAUGAUUUGUAUGAACAUAUUUCUUUUUAUGUUAAGUAUAUUAUAUCUCUACAAUUUCAUGGUAAGAUUAUCAAUUAAUGGUAAAAUAAGUUGAUUUCAUAUUUUUUGCCACUACAAAACAUAUAUUUGAUAUUCAGAUGAUGGAAAUAAAACAUGAAUACAAAUAAUUAUAAAAUUUAAAAAUAUUAUACAUUUAUUUUCUCUUUAGAUGACAAAUUUGAAAAGAUAUUGAUAUACUUUAAAACUACUAUUUUGGACACAAAACAUACUUCUUUUAUUGUACAGGUUCACAGAAUAUGCUUUUGCUAGCAGACCUUUUUAAUGUAAUACAAACUUUAAUGGCUAUUACUGUGACUUGACUGUAAGUGUUGCUCUUCACCUAUUGCAACUUAUUCAAAAUUCUGACCAAAUUGCAAUUUGUUUUAUAAAACCAAACUGUUCAACUGGUCAGAAAUUUGAACAAACUGCUGUGGAAAACCACAGUCAAGUCAUGAAAGUGCAAGGUGAUAAAAUAAAGCAUACUUACAAUCCUAUAAGACUUUAAUUCCACUUCAAUGUAAUUAUGAAAAAUCAGUCUAACAAUUUGUAUAGAAAUUUUAUUGUUAUUGUCAUGCUAAAGGUGAUGGGUAGUAAUUUUGAAUUGCUAUAAAAAUGUCCAAACUAAGCUUUCAUACAAUUUUUCUUUUGAAAAGUCUUCUAUAUUCAUAAGAAUCAGACAUCAUUUGAAUUAAAACAUUUUAUAGAGGACUUAAAAUUAAACUUUGAGGCACUGCAUAUUUUACAAAUGUUUUAUCAGAUUUAAUGUUUGCGUAUUGAACUUUGUAUUGAAUUUACUAACACGUAAAAGCUUCGGAGAAUAAUAAAAUCAUUGCAAAUAAUCCUGAAUUUGCAAUGUUUUCUUUCAAAGCUCAAAGAGAGAAAAUAAACUUGAACAACCAGCAAGGAAGGCUAUAUUGAACUAUUGAAAUUUUUUUUUUUCUUUCUGCUUUGUAUAAUAACUCCUUCCAAUAUUUUGGAAAAUCAUUAAUCUCAGACUACAUUGAAUCAAACCAUUUUUCAACUUUUGUUUAAGAAAGGUGCUAGAGUACUUUCAGUUUCAGUUACAAAUGUACACUUCUGUAUUCUCUACAUUACCAAAAAUCUGUUACUAGUAAUUAAUAGACUUCUGACAUUAUGUAUAUUAAGAUACUUACUACAUGUAUUGAAGCAUAUUUUAUAAUUAAUUAUCUAAUAUAUUAUUAAAUUAUCUACGCAUAUUGUUUAAAUAUUUACACAUGUUAUACAUCUGUUUGAUACUAUUUUUAAUUUUUUGUCGAGCCUGCGACUUUUGUCGCAGAAAGCUCGACAUAGGGAUAGUGAUCCGGCGGCGGCGUUAGCUAACUUUUUAAAAGCUUUAUAUUUUAGAAGGUGGAAGACCUGGAUGCUUCAUACUUUGUAUAUAGAUGCCUCAUAUUACGAAGUUUCCGUCAGUCACAUGUCCAAUGUCCUUGACCUCAUUUUCAUGGUUCAGUGACUACUUGAAAAAAAAGUUAAGAUUUUUUGUAACGUUAAAUUCUCUCUUAUUAUAAGUAAUAGGAUAACUAUAUUUGGUAUGUGCGUACCAUACAAGGUCCUCAUGCCCGUUGGAAAGUUUUCACUUGACCUAGACCUCAUUUCAUGGGUCAGUGAACAAGGUUAAGUGUUGGUGGUCCAUAUUUCAGAUAGUAUAAGCAAUAGGUCUAGUAUAUUCGGUGUAUGGAAGGACUGUAAGGUGUACAUGUCCAACUGGCAGGUGUCAUCUGACCUUGACCUCAUUUUCAUGGUUCAGUGGUUAUAGUUAAGUUUUUGUGUUUUGGUCUGUUUUUCUUAUACUGUAUGCAAUAGGUCUACUAUAUUUGGUGUAUGGAAUGAUUGUAAGGUGUACAUGUCUAGCUGGCAGGUUUCAUCUGACCUUGACCUCAUUUUCAUGGUUCAGUGGUCAAAGUUAAUUUUUUGAGUUUUGGUCUUUUUUUCUAAUACUAUAUGCAAUAGGUCAACUAUAUUUGGUAUAUGGAAAUAUUUUAUGAUCUAUAUGUCUGUCGCACAGGUUUAAUUUGACCUUGACCUCAUUUUCACGGUUCAUUGCUCAGUGUUAAGUUUUUGUGUUAUGGUUUGUUUUUCUUAAACUAUAAGCAAUAGGUCAACUAUAUUUGUUGUAUGGAAGAAUUGUUAGCUGUACAUGUCUGCCUGGCAUGGUUCAUCUGACCUUGACCUCAUUUUCAUGGUUCAUUGGUGAAUGUUUAGUUUUUUGGUUAAUGUUAAGUUUAUGUGACAGUUGUUAUAAAGCUUUAUAUUUAGGACUAUCAACAUAAUAUCAAUGAUUAAUAAAGAAGGCGAGACAUUUCAGCGUGUGCACUCUUGUAUGUAUGACUGACUUAAAUAAAAUAUUAGAAAAUAG